AUGCCGUUUUUAAGGCCCUGUCCCAAUAAUAGAUGUAUUUGUGGAACACAUUUAAAAUGCAUAUCAUCUCUUGCUGUACAAUCCUCUUUAUUUUUGACAUGUCGUGUACAGACAAAUGAAAAUGACAGAUACAAUGACUGGAAAAUCACCUUCAAUCCACCAGAAGUGACCGCCGUUUCAGGAUUAUGCGCUCUCAUUUCAUGUACCUUCAUUCACCCAGACAAAGAUCAACCUCAAAUUGAUCAGGAAAAUGUGUGUAAUAAUCCAACUGAAUGUAAGAAUGAAACUGAGAUACAAAUCGAAGGAAAACAGCUAUUUGAAACAGAACAGAUUAAGUUGCUUGAACCUGAUCUGUCCAAAAACAACUGCAGCAGAAUCAUCAAAGAAAUAAAAGAAGAUGAAAGAGAAAUUGUUUUCAAAAUUGUGCGGAAUAAAAAAACUUUAUCUAAAGCCAGUGUCAAAAUCAUCAUUCAAGACGAGCCUAUAAUGAAGAUUCCUCCUCUCAGAGAGGGAGAGAAGGCCGAUCUGACAUGUUCAGCUCCUUUUCCUUGUCCUGAAACUUCUCCUAAUAUAACAUGGUGGAUCAGGAAAAGAGGGGGAAACAGCACUUAUCUAAAGGACAACAUCAUUCUGAGCACCUCCGAAAGCCUUUACCUCUCAACUUUGACUCUAACUCCAACCUGUGACGAUCACAAUGCCACUAUAGGAUGUAAAGUGAGCUACGGAAGCAAAAAUCAUCAGUACAAAUAUUUGUGGAACACAUUUAAAAUGCAUAUCAUCUCUUGCUGUACAAUCCUCUUUAUUUUGACAUGUCGUGUACAGACAAAUGAAAAUGACAGAUACAAUGACUGGAAAAUCACCUUCAAUCCACCAGAAGUGACCGCCGUUUCAGGAUUAUGCGCUCUCAUUUCAUGUACCUUCAUUCACCCAGACAAAGAUCAACCUCAAAUUGAUCAGGAAAAUGUGUGUAAUAAUCCAACUGAAUGUAAGAAUGAAACUGAGAUUCAAAUCGAAGGAAAACAGCCAUUUGAAACAGAACAGAUUAAGUUGCUUGAACCUGAUCUGACCAAAAACAGCUGCAGCAGAAUCAUCAAAGAAAUAAAAGAAGAUGAAAGAGAAAUUGUUUUCAAAAUUGUGCGGAAUAAAAAAACUUUAUCUAAAGCCAGUGUCAAAAUCAUCAUUCAAGACGAGCCUAUGAUGGACAUUCCUCCUCUCAGUGAGGGAGAGAAGGCCAUUCUGACAUGUUCAGCUCCUUUUCCUUGUCCUGAAACUUCUCCUAAUAUAACAUGGUGGAUCAGGAAAAGAGGGGGAAACAUCACUGAUCUAAAGGACAACAUCACUCUGAGCACCUCCGAAAGCCUUUACCUCUCAACUUUGACUCUAACUCCAACCUCUGACGAUCACAAUGCCAGUGUAGGAUGUAACAUGAGCUACGGAAGCAAAAUCAUCAGUACAAAUAGGACCCUCAACUUCACGUCUGUAAAGAAUCUAAAUCAAGUGAUGGAAGGUGACACUCUCAGACUGAACUGCACUGUUGAGAGUCACCCACCAUCAUCUGAUCCUGUACGGAGUUUCAAUGGAAACAUAGAAAUAUUCAUGAACCAAACGUCUGCUGGAUCUGUGACGAUAACCAACGUGACAAAGGAGCAUGCUGGGGUUUACAGCUGUAUGAGGACAUUUCAGAACAAGACCCUGAAUGCACUCAUCACUAUCAAUAUCCUUAGUGUUACAACUGAUUCAAAAGAGAACGAGUCCUCCAGUCCUAAAGGUAAAAACAACACACAGAAUGACAUCAGUAAUGCUACAGGUAUAAUAGAUUUCUUGAAGAACUGGGACAUCCCAAAGAUAGUCACAUUCGUGGCAGGAAUGGUGUGCUCGGCUCUCAUCUUCUCAGUGGUUUUGUGUUGUUGUGUGUCUUGCCACAGAGGCAAAAAACACAAAGUGCCAAUUACAAAUCCGGACACUGAGGUUAAUUUGGAGAUGGUGCAGACAGAUACAGCUCAGACUGGAACAAAUGAGGAAACACCUCUUCAGGGACAGCUUAAUGGUGGGAACCCAAACACGACUGGAGCGACAGACGGAGCAGAGGAGGAUGAAGCAGUCAGGAUGGAGGGAAAAGAGGUCGACUACGCCAGCAUCGACUACUCCCUUCUAAAGGACAGACCGCCUGAGGAGGAAGAGAAGGAACCAACUGACACAGACUACGCUGAGAUCAAGAAGGACAAGAUAGGAGAUGGGAAGCAAAAGGAAGUCCUUCAGGAUGGAGAUGACCAGAUUGAAACACAAGACCAGAUGGAGGGAGAGGAGACACGUUAUUCUAACUCAGAGGAGCUGAAAAUUUAAGGAACUACACUCAACAAUACGACAAUUUGUAAGAUCAUUUUUACAUAUAAAGUUCAGAUGCUUAAGAAGUAUAAAAUGUAUUUUUUUUUAGCUUUAAUGUGUAUAGCAUUUAUAGUUGGUAAUUGCAACAUAUGACACUUCAUUUGAUUAUUCUCGAACAUCUGUUUAUUUUAUUUCUUUUAUUGCGUGAAAACAUAAAUUUCCCAUUUUUUGCAAGUUAUUAUUUUUUGUUUCUAUAUGCUUUUAAUGUGCAUUUAAUGAUGCUUCUGAGCUUUCUGAAACUGUUGCAAACUAAUCUGAGUAAAUUAAAUAAAGAUGCUUUUAUUGG
Molecule: messenger RNA, 2671 nt
Organism: Carassius auratus (goldfish)
Lineage: Eukaryota; Metazoa; Chordata; Actinopteri; Cypriniformes; Cyprinidae
Product: sialic acid-binding Ig-like lectin 8
Exons: 12
Coding region: 1-2343 (780 amino acids)
Biological process (GO): cell adhesion
Cellular component (GO): plasma membrane
Molecular function (GO): sialic acid binding
Source: RefSeq, a predicted model, not a curated record